This is a messenger RNA of Camelina sativa (false flax), 1611 nucleotides long. NCBI's taxonomy places the organism in Eukaryota, Viridiplantae, Streptophyta, Magnoliopsida, Brassicales, Brassicaceae. The record is from RefSeq and is a predicted model, not a curated record.
AUGGCGUCUUCUCAUGAUAAAGGAGCUGCAGGUGACUCAAUGGGAACCAAUAAUAUGAGUAAUUUUGGUCAAAGGAGACAGCGUGUCUACGAACUGUCAAAAAUUUCAGAGAUUACCUUUAAAGAAGCCUUGCAUGAGUGGUCCUGCGACAAAAUUCGAGAGAUGUUACGUGCAGAAUCAGUGAAAGUAAGAAAAUACACAGGCUUGACGAAAGAUCAGAUCAUCAACAGGCUUUACAAAACCGUAUCAAAGAAAAACACUAGAGAACGUGAGGUAGAAGAGAGGAAUCCAUCACCAAAAAGACAGAGGAAAGAUCCUGAGCCUUCGCACGAUGUGACUCCAUCAGCUCAAGCUAAAGGGAAGGGUACUAUCCGCUGUAAAAACUUGGCUUGCCAGGCUAAACUGAAAAAGGUAGACCCUUUUUGCAAAAGGUGCUCAUGUUGUAUCUGCCAUAAGUAUGAUACCAAUAAAGAUCCUAGUUACUGGUUAACCUGCACUUCGGAUCCUUCAUUCGACGAUAAAGCUUGUGGCUUAUCGUGCCAUCUGGAAUGCGCUUUCAAGAGUGAUAAAUCGGGUAUACUUGAGUACAAGGAAACUAGUGAUGUUGAUGGAUGCUUCAUCUGCGUCUCAUGUGGCACGCCUAGCAGUAUACUUGAAUGUGUGAAGAAGCAAUUAGUUAUAGCAAAAGAAGAAAGAAGAAUAGGCGUACUUUAUAUCCGUCUUCUCUUGGCUAAGAAGCUCCUAAAGGGCACAAAGAAGUACAAAGCAAUAUCUGAAGAUGUGGAGAAAGCUGUGGAGGAGUUAAAAACUGAAUUCCGUAGUGAUCCUCUUACGGAUGAUGAUCCAUCAUAUAUGAGUAGAGGGCUCGUUAACAGACUUCGAUGUGCGAUGACCGUGAAGCAAUAUUGUUUUUCUGCUUUGAAGGCGCUGAUCGAUGGAUCAUUCAACAUUAGAUUUGUGGAUGUUUUGGCGAGUUCUGUCACUUUAGUUAUUGGCGCCGCGGAAGAAUCUUCCUCAAGGGGAACCACCGACGUCCAUUACAGCGUGUGGCAUCGUAAGGUCACAGAGCAACAUUACCCAGAAUAUUCGACUUGUAAAUUGUUCAGUCCAAACACAAGGUUUGUGGUCUCUGGUCUAACUCCAGCUACAGAUUAUUGCUUCAAAGUUGUUUCCUCUCGCGGCGCCAAAGAGUUGAGCGUAUCCCAAUCCAAUGUCUCUACAAAAACCGUCCCAGAAGAUGAAGCGGCAGGGGCAGCAGAAGCUUUAUUGACUCUUUCAAGCUCUUCUACAAACUGCAACAAUUUUUCAACUCCACAGCCUUCACUAAAUGCGGACAAAGUGGAGGACGUAGCAGGCUGCAUCAGCUUUGGGUUUGAAAAGUGUGUCAAGCUAAUCAGGCAGCUUGAAUGCUCAGGGCAAGUUACAACUGAGUUUAGACAGAAGUUUCUCACAUGGUAUAGCGUAUGUGCGACGGCUAAAGACAAGUAUGUGGUGAAAAUAUUUCUUCUUACUUUUAAAGAAGAUACAGAAGCCCUUGCUGAGCAGCUCAUUGAUACAUUCUCUGAUUGCAUUUCAAGAAAGCGUCAUGCGGUUGAUGGUGGUGGCAUCUGA